Molecule: messenger RNA, 1218 nt
Organism: Sclerotinia borealis F-4128
Lineage: Eukaryota; Fungi; Ascomycota; Leotiomycetes; Helotiales; Sclerotiniaceae
Source: the annotation of a GenBank genome assembly
AUGGCUGAUUUGAUUACUACCAAGCUAAAUCCUGAUACUCACAUCAUUCUUGAUCAACCUCUCCUCCGACUCCCCCUCGAAUUACUACGAAAGAACUUCAAAGUUGCUCAAUUUAACGUCGAAAAGGAAAGUACAAGUGUAAAGGCCACUCUCCGAGAGACCGCAGAUGCAUCCCUCAAUGCGAACGCAUCUCCGGACGAUGUUCUCAAAAAUGUCGACGCCAUGUUAGCUCGAAUGCGAGGUUUAAAGAGGAAGCUCCAAGCAUGCGCAGAAGAGGACACCAGACUCCAACAACAGUCUUACCACCGAAUACAACAUUUGAGCUCCCUAUAUGAGAUGAAGAGUCUGGAUGAUGUAAAAUAUGAAGCAUGGAGCAGAACACGACUGGAUCGUUUAUUGGUGGACUACCUUUUGCGAAAUGGAUACAAGAAGAGUGCGACAGCUCUCGCGAGAGAGAAGAAUAUCAACCAACUGGUGGAUGUGGAAACCUUUGUACAAAUGAGUAAGAUAAGAGACAGUCUAUGCAAAGGCAAAGUUGCCGACGCUCUGUCGUGGUGCUUGGAGAACAAGAAAGAGCUCCGGAAGAUGGAGUGUAAUCUGGAGUUCAUGCUCCGCUUUCAGCAAUAUAUCGAAUUGGUUAGAACGCAAGAUCAGGUGAAGCUAGUUGAGUCGAUUACACAUGCGAAGAAGUAUCUUUUACCUUCCCGAGAGACCUACCCAAAAGAAGUACAACAAGCCUGUGGGCUUCUGGCAUUUCCUCCGGGUAUACAAGCCAGUAGUUAUAGUGAACUAUACAGUUCAACCCGCUGGACCGAGCUCGCCAAACUAUUCACAGAAACCCACAACAGUUUAUUAGGACUCCCCUCAGUACCACUCCUCCACAUCGCCCUAUCAGCCGGCCUCUCCGCCCUCAAAACCCCCACCUGUCACUCCUCCCACGCAUCCUCCAUCUCCCCCACCUCCUCUUCAACCACCACCUCCGUCUGCCCCAUCUGCAGCAUCGAGCUCAAUGACCUUGCUCGAAACGUGCCUUAUGCACAACAUACCAAGAGUCACGUCGAGAGCGAUCUUGUUGUAUUUCCCAACGGUUGUGUGUAUGGAUUACAGCGGCUUGAAGAGCAUAGUCGAAAGGCCGGUUUGAGUGAUGAUAAACUGAAGGAUUUAAGGACGGGUGAUGUGGUUGAUCGGGAGAAACUUAAAAAAGUUUAUAUAUCAUGA